Molecule: messenger RNA, 1403 nt
Organism: Phytophthora sojae
Lineage: Eukaryota; Oomycota; Peronosporomycetes; Peronosporales; Peronosporaceae
Exons: 5
Coding region: 1-1302 (433 amino acids)
Source: RefSeq, a predicted model, not a curated record
AUGGACGUGAAGCGGCUGCUGUGGGAAUCCAAGCUGGCGGUGGCGCUGUGUCUGCUCAUCAUGGCGCGUUGUGUGGACCGCGUGCUCUACACACGAAUCACGUACGACUACACCGAGUUCCUCUGGUACUUCACGAACGUGAUCCUGCCCAUCGCCUUCCUCGUGUCCUCGGCUCCUGUGGUGGCAUACAAGCUCUACUUCACGGAUGACAUUACACCGGAGAUGCGUGAGUUCCCGCACUACAAGUACAUGCUCAUGGCGCUGUUCGACACGCUCUACAACCUGCUGGGCGCGUUCCCCACGCCUCACAUCGGGGGGAACAUGGCCAAUGUGCUGAACCAGCUGAAUCUGCCGUUCAACAUGCUGCUGUCCUACAUGUUCUUGCAGACACGUUUCAAGCGCGGCCACAUCCUGGGCUCUAUCCUUGUGCUGUACGGCGGCAUGGUGAACAUGAUUCCUGUGCUUACGGGUCAGGAUAGCGCCAACACCCCGGACCCAAGCGCUGGUUGGAUCAUCCUCUACAUUGUGUCCCUGGUGCCCGCGGCAGCAUCGAACGUCUACAAGGAGAUCGGACUCAAGGACGUGGAUCUGGACAUCUGGUACGCCAACAUUUGGAUCAGCUUUUACCAGCUGAUCAUCGGCUUCGCCACGAUCUGGACCGUGCGUAUCAAGGCGUUUAGCGACCCGCCUGUGCCCUGGGGUGACUUCCCGUCGUAUGUGGCUAAGGCUCACGAGUGCUUCAUUGGCAACGAGGUCGAGCUGAAUGGGGAGGUGCUGCCCUGUGACUCGGGUGUGCUGGAGGUCUUCCUGGUCUUCAUCGUGUUCAACACCAUGUACAACCAGCUCAUGCUGUACAUCUUCAAGGAAGGCAGCAGCGUGCUGUUCGUGGUGUCAUCCGCCGUGGGUCUCCCGCUCACCGACCUGCUGUACAUGAUCCCGUUGCUCACGGGCAAGUUUGCUGGCCAGGCUUUCACUAUUUACGACGGCUUCGCGCUGUUCGUGCUGGUGAUGGGGUUGCUCGUGUACCAUUCGGAGAAGGAAGAGCGCAAGCGCGGCACCGAGUCGGUGGAGAAGUCGCCCAUGUAUGCGUCGCCUUCGUUGCAGAAGACGCACCUCAUGCGCAAGCGUCGUGGCAAGGUGGUGUACCGUCAGAGUCCGAUGAUUCGCCGCACGGGAAGUGGCAGCGAUAUCUCGCAGCGGCUUUUGGGCCGCAAUGCCCCGGGCAAGAACAGCACGUACGGCACCAAUGGCAGCGGCAACGCUGCGGCGCGCCAAACGGGCAAUGAUGGGUAUUACCCGUAGGGCGUGCGAUUCGUCUGUGUUGAAGAGCUACACGAUGUAGCUCAUGGUCCUCUUCCUUCGUCUCGCAUCUCGCUUAAAUAGAGGGUUAAAAAUUGGCAAUG